Molecule: messenger RNA, 1880 nt
Organism: Tilletiaria anomala UBC 951
Lineage: Eukaryota; Fungi; Basidiomycota; Exobasidiomycetes; Georgefischeriales; Tilletiariaceae
Exons: 1
Coding region: 64-1776 (570 amino acids)
Source: RefSeq, a predicted model, not a curated record
UCGCAGUCCGCGGAGGAUCAAGGGCCAAGGAAGCCAGCUUUAGAAGCGUCAGGCUGGUGCAUCAUGAUUGGAAGAAGCAACUCUGCGGCCGCCGCGGCGGUGCUGCGCUCGUGGGGCUCAAGCAGCAAGGCGUCGAGAAGGAUCCCUUCAGCAAUAGCCUUCCCCAAGCUCACAUCUGCUACUCCAUCGCCUGCUUCCAGCACCGCUCGCAGGCUCAACUCGUCGUCCUCGACCCAGCAGGCGAAUUUAGGAAAGGGUCAAGCAGAUCCAGCGCUGCUGUCGCAGCAGGCAGCCGAGCAUGUAGGCCGACAGGCAGCGGACGAGCUUGACCAAUUCACUUCGCAGCCUUUCUCCGCUGAUGACAAGGCACUACGGCUCGGAGCCACGCAAGGCGCAAGAGGAGGUAACAGGAGCAGCUCAUCCAGCUCGAAACCUUACAGGCAAGCAGGUAGCUCCAUCUCGUCUCGGCUUCGCAGCAUAAUCUCAGGAUCGAAUAAGGGUGCUCCUUCGAAUGGCAGAGGCGCAUCCUCGGGCAGAGGGGCAAACGUACUCGGCGCUACAUCACACAGCCAGCGUAGCAGGCCCAGCCUUUCAAGCGCAAAUCGUAGCCGACCAGUUUCGGGUACAAACGAUGAUUCCGUUGCGAGUAUUUGCGCAGGUGCAGACACGGGGUUUGCGGAUGCGUUGAUCCCACCGCUCGAUCGAGCGUUCCUUGGCGCCGACGAGACCGACGCCGUCGUGGUUGAAGGGACCAAGCCGUACAGGCGCGCGCGGCAGGAGGGAAAAGGCGCACAGCGAACUUAUGCAAUGGGAGCAAAGCAAGGCAAGCGCGCGCCACCCAUUCCGGAAAAGACACAGAUGCUGCUUCAAGACGAGGAAGUAAAAUCAGCAAAGCGCAAGAAAAAGGAACAGGGAAAAGAGGGACUGUCUUUGCGCGCAGAGGACUCUGACGAUGCUUUAGAGGCAGCGGAAGGUGUGCGCGAGGAUGUGGAGGAAGGCGAAACACUGCCGUUGCCUCCCGCUGCAUCCGCGCGACGCUCUGUUCCCUCAUCCACUGGCAGACGCCUCAUUAGGGACCGCGCCUACGUCUAUAACCCUCAUAUUGCGAGCUCCAACGCGAUUCUUCCGCAGCUCAGAACAGAUUGGCAUGACCCGCUCACACAGGCACCCGCCUCCACAUUUUCACCCCUCAACGGCCAUGGCCACAUUUUCGGUCGGCCUCCGGUCUUGCCGCGCUUCCCGGGCAUGGGCUCCACCCUCCAAGGCGACCGUAACUUUUCUGGGACCGGGUCCACUAAGUCGCUCCUACAGCCUAUCGUUGUGCCUGGGCAUCUGAGGCACAAGCAAGCUAUGCAUCUCCUCAAGGUUGUACUCACCUCUUCCACGUCAUCCGGGGAAACGCAGUCGCAUGUCGGCCGCAUCGGAUGGGAAAGCCAGCUCGCGUCGCCGUCUGCCGGCGCGACUGCUGCAGAUGCGACGUCGACUGCACCUGCUUUGACCGCCGCCAAGGGCGCAGGGCACGACAACAACAACAAGCUUGUGAAGCGCAUCAGGUCGGAACGCAAGCGCGCCAUCGCCGAGAAUGUCGGUGGAGACUACUCGCGCUACGUUGUGAAGCCCUGCGAUUCCACUUCUUUGGAGGGUGCCUCAGGACGCCAGAGGCAGGCAGUCACAACUGCAGUGAUAGCGAUCGACCUCAAUGAUUCUCUCGCAAUUGACGCAAAACAGUUCCUCCGCGAUGGCAUCGCGGAGAAGCUGAAAGAGAUGAGAGCGUGAUGCAAAACGGCUCUGGCGCAUAUUGAUGAGGCGUGCUUCAUGUAUGGUGUCCGUCGCUGAUAUUAAUAGCAAACAAGUACGCAAGACGGGUUUUUAGUGCAAAA